Molecule: messenger RNA, 2172 nt
Organism: Apis mellifera (honey bee)
Lineage: Eukaryota; Metazoa; Arthropoda; Insecta; Hymenoptera; Apidae
Product: cGMP-dependent protein kinase 1
Exons: 13
Coding region: 1-2172 (723 amino acids)
Biological process (GO): protein phosphorylation
Molecular function (GO): cGMP-dependent protein kinase activity; ATP binding
Source: RefSeq, a predicted model, not a curated record
AUGAAAUUCUCGUGCUUUCCAACGCCAAGUAUCCUGGGACAGAGGGGUAGUAUCAAUCUUUCUCGGUCCAGGAAUGACGAAUCGAACGCGAUCAGUAAUGGAAAUGUGAAGAGUCCAGUGGUGACAAGCUAUAGGCAAUCAGGUGAACCAGAUCUGAGUCAUGGAGUGAUACGUUCCUUACCUGGUGUUACAAUAUUUAAUGGAACUGGACCUCCUGUACAUACCAAAGGCAAGGCACCAUCACCACCGCGACAGAAUCAUAGUCUCCUUUCCAUAAAGCAAGAGCAAGAAAAUGCCAGAAUUUCGGAUGUUCAACCUGCAAAUCCCAGAGGCGGAAUCAUCGGCAGAACUCCGACGCCACCCUCUGCACCGAGUCCUGUUUACGAAAAAGAUGAGAAGAGUAGGCAACAAAUUAGAAAAGCUAUUUUGGAGAAUGAAUUCCUUGGUAAUCUUGAAGAGAACCAGGUGGAAGCGUUAGUUUCCGCUAUGUAUUCGAAACAGAUACCGCCAAAUACUUUAGUGAUUCAAGAAGGAGAUAUUGGAUCGCACCUUUACGUCUCAGCGGAAGGAGAAUUUGAUAUCUAUGAAGGGAACACGUUCCAAAGAACUUUUGGACCUGGUGUCGCAUUUGGGGAGAUUGCCUUAUUGUACAACACAAUGAGACUUCGAUCCAUCAAGGUAAAGAAGGGUGGAAAAGUAUGGGUGCUCGAUCGAUCCGUGUUCCUCACGGUAAUGAUGAAAUCAGCCCAGGAGAGGCUGGAAGGAAACAUUCGAUUUCUUCAACGUGUUUCCGUCCUCCAAAAAUUACCCGAGCCUAAAGAUCACGUCUUGGCUAAAAUUUCUGAUCUCAUUCGUGUGGAAUUCUUCCCUGCUGACACAAAAAUAGUUCGGCAAGGAGAGAAGGGUGAAAAGUUUUACAUAAUCAGCGGUGGAAACGUCAAAAUAACAAAAGAUACCGAAGAUGGUAUGGAAGAAGAGUUGGUGGUCCUUGGAAAGGGUCAAUACUUCGGAGAAUUAGCUAUUUACGAUGAUGCCGGUGAAAAUCGACGACAUGCCAAUGCGAUUGCACUUGCUCCUGGUGUCGAAUGUUUAACAUUGGAUCGAAAUUCCUUCCUGAAUUAUUUGGGUGGUCUCGACGAAAUACGUAAUAAGGACUGGUUAGCAGAAUAUGAGAAACAGAAACGAUCAUUGACGUUUAAAAAAUGGUCUCACGAAUACUCGAACGUCACUUUAGCCGAUUUAGACACUAAAGGUACCUUGGGAGUCGGUGGAUUUGGUCGUGUCGACUUAGUCACCUUAAAAUCUGAUUCUGAAAAGAGUUUCGCGCUGAAGAAAUUGAAGAAAAAAGUGAUGGUCGAGCAACAACAGCAGGAACAUGUUUUGAACGAGAAACAUAUUAUGCAGGCCUGUGAUUCUCCGUUCAUAUGCAAACUCUACCAGACAUAUAAGGACAGAAAAUACGUAUACUUCCUGAUGGAAGUUUGUCUAGGUGGAGACGUAUGGACAACUCUCCAAAGAAGGCGAUUCUUUGACGAUGCGACUGCACAAUUCAUGGUAGGAUGCGUGGUGGAAGCUCUCGAUCAUCUUCACUCGAUGAACAUUGUUUAUCGAGAUUUAAAACCGGAGAAUCUUAUGCUUGAUAUUCGUGGAUAUUUGAAAUUGGUUGAUUUUGGAUUCAGUAAAAAGAUUGGACCAUCCAAAACGUGGACAUUUGCUGGUACACCUGAGUAUGUAGCGCCAGAGAUUAUUUUGAACAGAGGCCACGAUAGAGCGGUGGAUUAUUGGGCUUUGGGAAUUCUAAUUCAUGAAUUAUUGAUCGGUAAGCCACCCUUCCGAGGCUCUGAUCACAUGACCAUUUACAACAAAAUUGUAAAAGGUAUCGAAGUAGUCGGAAUACCAAAUACCAUUAAUAAAAAUGCAAACAAUUUAAUCAAGAAACUUCUUCGUCUAAAUCCUUCUGAACGUCUUGGAUACCAAAGAAAUGGUAUCCAAGACAUUCGAGAUCACAAAUGGUUCCAUGGAUUUAAUUGGAAUGCCUUGCAAAAAUUAACUUUACCGGCGCCAAUCGUUCCAACGGUGCAAAGUCGAAUUGACACGAGAAAUUUCGAAAGAUAUCCUCCAGAUCGUAAUAUUCCACCAGAUGAGUUCUCCGGAUGGGACGAGAAUUUCUAA